AAAAGAGCAGAGUGGACUCUGGUAGAAAGAUUUGAAGGAACAACACAGUCUAUGGUAUAACACAUACACGAUGGUAUAAGUGGAUACGUUUUUGAAUACGCCACAUGACGCCGAAUGGAUAUGUUGGUGGAUGUGACACACGAUGAAAAUAAAAGGAUAGUUUGGUGGAUAUGCUAAACAUUAAUUUAUCCUGUCAAUUUGAAACACUGAAAAUCCUUGUAAUAAGAUUUAUCGUUUACUUUUGUGUGUAUAGAAAUAAAAGAUUCAUGGGUCUAAACCACAAAUUUUGUAAAAACUGUUAAAGUAACCGACAUAUCAAAUCUUGGACUUCCGUUUUGGCUAAUUCUUGUCAAAGUGGUCUUAUCACUUUAAAUUAUUCUGACUCAAUGGUCUGAUGGACUGAGCAUCUCUUAACACCCAUCCCUCGUUUCUUCCGCUUUGACUUCCGUUUAAAACAAGACACUGCAAAAUUACAAGGGAGAUGUUUAUCAAGAAAGAUACUGCAACUAUGUUGCAAAUCACUGUUUUUUGUGUCGAAUUAUUUCUGCUAUUUCCGUGUGUCUUCUUUGGAAAGGGCUAUACUAAAGGAAACUUUUCAUGUUCUUCCGAAAAUAGAUGUGUUUGCAGACAAGAAGGAUCAUUCUAUAAAGCCAACUGUGUCAGUCUCUCUCUGAAAGAUAUCCCUUAUUUCGCUACCCAUGUUAACUGGAUCGAUUUGAGCAAAAACAAAUUACAGCGAAUUACACCGGAACGCAUUCCACAAAAUAUUGUGGUUCUGAUCUUGACGGAAAACUACAUACAAGAUCUGGAGGGUUUUCCUUUCGAUGGUCUUACCAAAUUGCAGAUUCUUAGAUUAGGACAAAAUACUAUAGAGUACACGAAUACUAACUUUUAUAAAGGAAUAUUCAAAUCUUUGAUGCAUCUGAAAGAGUUGGACGUUAAAAGUUCUCCUACUUCGGUCGAAAAAUGGACAUUUCCUGCAGAGACGAUUUCAGAGCUGUUGUCUCUGAAUGUCUUAAGGAUAAAUGGCCUUCCAAACAUGGUUAUCCCAGUAGGCUUUCGGAAAUUGAAGAACUUGCAAUAUCUUGAUAUUUCAGGAAAAACAAGCUACUGUUCCUUGAAGCAUAUCACUAGCUCUUUCUUUGACAACGUCCCGCAGUUGAGUCGUAUCGAUGUGAGAUUUUGCAAUAUCCGUUAUAUUGAUCGAGGAGUGUUCAGCAGGCAUCCAAAUAUUUCCUUCAUUGACAUAUCCCAUAACCGCGGAAUGGGAUUAGCUGUCCUGCCUAAUGUAACUCAAAAUUUUAAUUCUACGAAAAUUAAAACCUUUAAAUUCGACUUCAUUACCUGCAUGACUGGUGUGGGAACUAUGCUGAGGCAUUACCACCUGCGAAACCUUUACAAUACAUCCCUCACAGAAUUGUCAAGUUCGUUUAAUCGGAUUGAACAAUUUGAAAUGGGAGUUUUGAAAAGUCUUCCCAAGUCAUUGAAGAAGUUAACGAUGAAAUGGAAUAGAUUUACCCCCGGUCUGUACUUAUUCGAACUGAGUCAGUUAUCAGGACUUGAAGUUGCUGAUGUGGCGAGGCAAUAUGAAGGAUUAUCUUUUCCUACAGUUUGGGUGGAUUCUUGCGUAGAGAAUCCAGACAUACCACAGGAAAACAAGGAGAUCGUGGACACAUUUUAUUCCCAAGACGCUGAAAAUAUUGAAUUUAUCACGAAUACGUUUCAUAACAUGAAAAAACAUAGGUAUGCCACGAUUUAUUUACCUCCGAAAUUGAAAGAAUUGUACAUGUAUUCCUCUCAUUUUUAUGGGGAAGUCCGAAUGUUCGGUAUCCAUGCAGAAAAUUUAAAAACAGCUCGCAUGUACGAUAACGGCCUUAACUAUUGGAAGGGACCAAUGAUAGGGGUAGAGAACAUCACAUAUUUGGAUCUUUCUAACAAUCAGUGUUAUGUAGUCUCACAGCAUUUCUUUGAAAACUUAUUCUCUGUUUGCACACUGUCGCUGUCAACCAACAUCCUGGGACCGUCGUUUUCCAAAGAUAUCGAUGGGAAUAUUUUCAGAAAUCAAAUACAUCUUGAAGUUCUGGAUAUUUCUAUCAAUCAAAUUGAGUAUCUUCCAAGAAAGUUCUUUAAAAACGCUGUCCAGAUGAAAUCUUUAAUCCUUGGCAAUAACAAAUUGUCUGACUGGCAUUCUGACAUAGCUCACAUGACGAAGUUGUCAUUACUAGAUUUAUCAUACAACAGAAUCAGCUCUUUCUCUCCGACAGCGAUGCAUUUACUUCAGAGAGGCAUGGACAACAGACAAGGUUGACAGUUUAACCACACGUUUGUUAUAUUGAGCUGACAGAAGGACUGAUAUUGAUCAGCAUGGCAGUUUCAAAAUGUCAGAAGUGGAUAAAUUGAACAUUUAAAAUAAAAUAGAAAGAUUUGAAA
Ostrea edulis (European flat oyster) is the source of this 2430-nucleotide messenger RNA. Its product is annotated as toll-like receptor 4. The record is from RefSeq and is a predicted model, not a curated record. The transcript is spliced from 2 exons. Lineage: Eukaryota; Metazoa; Mollusca; Bivalvia; Ostreida; Ostreidae. Gene Ontology annotation, molecular function: protein binding. The coding region runs from base 482 to 2308 and encodes 608 amino acids.